AUCGGAGGGACAGUGACGUCAUUUUAAGGCGCCUGCAUCGCGCGUUAUUCGGAGGCUUAUAUUCAGUGGUUGGUCCUUCUCCUCCUCUUUAAGUAAUACUUUUUCAUAGUCCUUGUUUUUUUUCCCGGUUUAGUUUCUGUUGUUACAGCAUGUUCAGUCCCCGCACCGUCGCGGGCUCGGGCCGCCGGCAGCAGAACCGGACUCCUGUCAGAAAGAACGCAUAUGGAACCGCUGGCAGUCUGCUGUUUACCCCGAGGUCGAGGAACCUAUCCGCUAGGUCUACACCCACCAGGGGGCAGAGCCAUGUUGGAGAGACUGUCAACUACGACGUCCAGACGUUUGGUUCUUCGCUGCCUGUCAAAGUGAUGGAGGCGCUGACCAUGGCUGAAGCUGAUGAACAGAUUUCAGUGAAGGUGAUAGAGAGUGGCUGGGCCUGGAUGGUUUGUGGAGAGAGACUGAUCAUCUGGAAGAUCAGCCAGACUGCUGUGGCCAAGCUGUCUGUGUGUAAAGAGCUUCAGCUGCCUCCCAGUGAGCACAGCUACUAUGCCGACCUGCUGGACAUCACAUCCUCUUCCCCUUUGGAGUCUGCCGCCCUUCAGUCCGUCUGUAUCCUGGUGGUUUCUGCAGAAGGACGGGCACGUUUCUGGCCCAACCUGGCUCAGGAAGGAAACUACAGUGAAACAGACUUAGACCUGGGAGAGUUCUGUAACUCUGUGGUUACUGUCAGAGGUGGCAGCUUCAUUGUGUCCUCGCUCAGGAACCGUCUGCUCAGAGCCAGUGUCGACUCGGCAGGAAAGCUGCAUUUCCGAGAACUGGUGCAGGGUCAGGGCGUGCUGUCUGGAAUAGGACGCCGUGUCUCUAGCCUUUUUGGCACCUUUCUUUCACCCCCGGCCAAUGAGACUCUGCACAGUGUCCUGUGGGUGGGCGGAGCCAGCUGCCUUUACACACUAACCAGCUCUGGUCUAAACAAAUGGGAGCUGGAUGACACCUGGGAGCAGCAUGUCCUGCGCUGGGACACUCAAAGAGCUCUGACUGAGAGCAUUGCAGAUGCCAUAUGGGGCUCUGACAGUAACUACGAGGAGAUGAAGGAGGGGGCAAAUGUGGCUUAUCUGGACAUGAAGCUUAGCCAGUGUGGUCUGGUGGUGUUGGCUGCAGCAUGGAAUCCCUCAGACUCUCCAUGUCUGGCUUAUUUCUGCCUGGUGACCCUGCAGGACAACGGAGCAGCCAUCUCUGACCUCUUCACUGUGGAGGUCACAAAGUUCAACCCUCCAUUCCAGAGUGAAGAAGCUCUGCACGCCACACGGUUGGUGCUGCCGUCGUCUCCUGGCUCCACUGCUUACAUCUACACUGAGGAGCUGGUGUUCGCCUGCUCGACAGGAACCAACAGGGCGGCGCUGCCUGAGGAGAAAAUCACCUUCAGCUCUCCUGGAGAUGGUGUUCGGGGCGGAGGCUGCUGUGCCAACCUGCCAGUGUUUUUCUCUCAGAACAGCGGGCUGGUAGCGGUGGUGGCUCGGGAGAGCGCUUCCAUCCUGCCAGAGACCAUGGAGGACUCACUCUGCUCCUGUCUGGCUGCAACACCAGAGGUUUCAGCGAUGGAGACUGGGAGCAGAGCUGAGGCUGUGGCUCAGGACGACAAAACCAAACUCCUGAAGGCAGCGUUUCUCCAGUUCUGUCGGAAUGACCUGGUGGGGGCGCAGACGCUGACAGAUGAGCUUUUUCCUGUUGAUGGUGAGGGGGCAGAGCUGGACUCCACUGUAGUCCAGAUCGACCUGGAUCUGGUGGACGAUUACCCAGCAUCUGACCCCCGCUGGGCUGAAUCGGUUCCUGACGAGAGCGUUGGUUUUCCCCUCACGUCCCUCAUCAUCCUCCACCAGCUGGAAGACAAGAUGAAGGCUCACGGCUGCUUCAUGGACUUCCUACUCCAGGUGGGGCUCCUGGAGCGUCUGGGCCAGGUAACGGUGCGUUCCUCUCCCAUGGCGACCCGUCUUCUGCUGUGUGAACACGCUGAGAAGCUGCAGGCUGCCAUGGCGCUGAAGAACCACCACGCCAAGAACACAGAGCUCGUCACCCGCACCAUCAGUAAGGCUCUGCAGCAGAGUAACACGCCCGUGCCUCCCAGCCUCACUGCUGCCGACGUCUUCUUCAGAGAGGUGUCUCAGAUUUCAUCGGCACUGGAAUGUCUCCUGGAGGAGGAGGAGCGCAGCCUGAAGGAGAACCAGGUGAACUCCGUCCAAUGGGCCGAGACUGUUCUCGCCGUCAAUAACAUCAUCAAGGACAUGCUCCAGGCAGCAGGACAGUACCGAGAGACUAAAGCGUCCUUGUACAGAUGUGUUGAGGACACUGCAACGGAGCCAGAGUUUGUUCCGUGGACAGCGUCUACUGCUGUUCGCAGCGUCAUUUCCCGCCAACACGACAUCAUCCUGCACUCUGUGUACCCCCACGCCGACUCGUCUCUACGUGGCGUUCUUUGUGAGCAGCUGGUGGCGCUGUUGGACAUCUACCUGGGAGGAUACGUGGCUCAGUUGACUUCUUUGCAGCAGCAGCGCCCUCCGCUGGCCCAGCAGGAUCGCUAUAGCAGCCUGGAGAUGGAGUACAUCCAACGGCGCUCGGAGCUUCUGCACCCGCUAAUGGAACUGGGUCAGUACCAGUGGGCUGCCACUCUGGCAGAGAAGUACUGUGACUUUGACAUCCUGGUCCAGAUGUGUGAGCAGACAGAAAACCAGAGCCGUCUGCAGCUCUACAUGAACAAGUUCUCCCAGCAGAACUUUUCUGACUUCCUUUUCCGCUGGUACAUGGAGAAGGGGAAACGAGGGAAGCUUCUGUCUCAGCCUGCAGCUCAGCAUCAGCAGCUGGCCUCCUUCCUGCAGUCUCACCAGCACCUAAGCUGGCUGCACCACAUCCAUGUGCACGACUAUGCCAGUGCUCACAAGACGCUGUACAGUCAGACCAACAUGGAGACACGUUACUUCGUGAAGAAGAAGACUCUGCUGGCUCUGAGCAAACUCACAGCCCUGGCCUCAGACCUGCCACAAGACGAGAUCCACAAACAAGUCCACGAAAUGGUGGAGCAGGAGCGUUUCCUGCUGCACCAGGAGACUCUGCCCCGACAGCUGCUGCAGGAUAAACAGCAGAAUCCUGACAACAUGCCUCUGCUCAGUGCUCACAACCUCAUCCAGCUCUACAUCUGUGACGACAACAGAGGAGCCAAUGAGUAUGACUAUAAGAAAGCCCUGGACCUCCUGGAGUAUGUGGAACAGGAGGACCAGGUGGACGUCCAGGCUCUGAAGUGUGACAUUUUCAGCAAAGCUCUGAGGAGAGACGACUGGUCGACGGCCGAUGGAAAUGACGACCCUCUGGAUGCAGCCAAGGACAGUGUCUUCGUCAAGAUCCUCCUCAAACUGAUACAGGAAGGUGUUCCUCUGCAGACCUACCUGCCCGAUGUCACAGAUCUGCUGGACUCCGACGACCUCAGCUCAUUAAAAACCAAACCCUACUUUGAGUUUGUCCUUCGAGCCAAUUACGAACAUUUCCUUCAAGCUCAAAUGUGACCGGCGACGUGAUCGACGUCUUCAGCUUCUUUCUUCCCCAUGUGACUUUUUCUAAAUAAAGGUGUUUCAUGUUUA
Molecule: messenger RNA, 3623 nt
Organism: Cynoglossus semilaevis (tongue sole)
Lineage: Eukaryota; Metazoa; Chordata; Actinopteri; Pleuronectiformes; Cynoglossidae
Gene: nup133
Product: nucleoporin 133
Exons: 25
Coding region: 150-3548 (1132 amino acids)
Biological process (GO): transcription-dependent tethering of RNA polymerase II gene DNA at nuclear periphery; poly(A)+ mRNA export from nucleus; protein import into nucleus
Cellular component (GO): nuclear pore outer ring
Molecular function (GO): structural constituent of nuclear pore; protein binding
Source: RefSeq, a predicted model, not a curated record